AUGCCGCGCUCCUUAGGCAAAGUGCAGAAGCACAUCAGCAAGAAAAGAGGUGGGAAGCCCACUGCCCUACAUCAGAACAGCAGAGAUGCCCAGAGGUUGCGGAGAGCGGGUGCCAGAGAAGACAAGCUUGCCAGAAUAUUCGAUGCCGCCACUCGCACGAAUCAAGUUUACGUCGAUCGCGUCGCAUGGUACAGAUCUGCUCUAGAAGGCAGCACCGGACCACUAACUGAGGAAGAGCUGCACGUUUUGACGCAGACUUUCAUUGGUCGCGAAGACGAAGAGCUUGCAGAGGCUAAAGCAGAGCGCCGCCCAGGCCGUCCUCCCAGCAAGGUUGAGGAACGCAUCAACGACCGUAAAGACACGGAGGAAAAGGAAUAUAAGGCCGGCUUCUGGAUUCCUGACCUUCGCGACCAGGAAGGACGCGACAAGCUUGAAAAGUGGAGCGGCGAUUGGGCGGGCUUGAAUACGCUCAGCUUCAUUCGUAUCACCAACGGCGGCGGUGUUCAAACAUCGAAGUUUCCUCCGAAGGGCAUGUCCUAA
This is a messenger RNA of Cyphellophora europaea CBS 101466, 540 nucleotides long. RefSeq lists its product as uncharacterized. The transcript has a single exon. The coding region runs from base 1 to 540 and encodes 179 amino acids. Gene Ontology annotation, cellular component: nucleus. NCBI's taxonomy places the organism in Eukaryota, Fungi, Ascomycota, Eurotiomycetes, Chaetothyriales, Cyphellophoraceae. The record is from RefSeq and is a predicted model, not a curated record.